UAGGAAGUGUAACAAUUAGUUGUAAAUAUGCGUGUGUCACUUUAAGAGUCUUCGGCCGUCUCCUUGAUAUUAAUAGAGCCGCAGCUGUGUGUGUGUUGUCUUCCUCCUGUGACGUAAUCUCCACAGCAAAAUUGCCAAGAGAUGUCCUGUCACCGCAAAACGACAAACACCACUCUGAACAAAAUGACAACAACACGAGUCACAACAAACCGGGAGCUUCUCCGCUUCCGCUUGCCGUGGCGACCCAACGACGGGCUCGCGGUGGCCGAAUAAGGCGCUCUUAACGCGGGGGCCGCGCGACUGAACGACACUCUGAAAGUCUGCAACUUAGCAGACGGUGUUUUGCAUGCUGCCGACGAUCGCGUAGAAUUAAAAACUCUCUUGGUUCUUGCAAAAGGACAAAACCCCCACAAAAGAGCCACCUUGCAGGAUGCAACAACAACAAAGAGACAGACCGCCUGCUUUAGCCUCCAUCUUUAGCAUGCUAGCACGGAGCUAGCUCGUCUGUGAUCAACAGGUUGUUAAAGUAGACAAGUGUGACUAAGAACCGACAAGUCAAAGACCUGGACCCUGCUUUUAAAACCUCUCCCCGGGAUCUACACGCCGUAAGACCACCAGUGGACCUCAGUGAGUGGAUGCUAUGUGGAGUUUAAGACCCUCCUAAAAAAGAAAAAGAAAAAAAACAGAACCCGAAGGUUUGGCCGCGAUGGACCUGCGUCUUCGACAGCGGCCCUGCUGAGAAAGGAGCGGAUGGAUUAGCCCGCUCGGUUUCUGCUUCCCAUUACCAGACCGGCGUACAGCUGCUGGACGGACCUCCGGGGCCCAACUGAGCCGCUUCAAUAGAACCGAUGCCCAGGCCCGGAAUCUGGCAGAAUGUUUUUGUAACCUGAUGAACAGCAGAGAGAUGGUGAGGAAGAAGAAUCCCCCUAUCCGGAGCGUGGGAGGUGAGGAAGAAGAGGAGGAAGAGGGGAGGAGGCCGGCGGGCGAGGAGGAGGAGGACGACGGCGAGGAGGAAGGGCGAGUGGCAGCCGAGGCCGACCGGAUAAGCCGGCCCUCCGAGCCCGAGGAGUGCGUCCGAGGCGGAGAUGAGGAGCAGGACGAGGAGGAGGGAGAAAGUGAGUGCAUUUCCUCAUCUCUCUCGCCCUCGUCUGUCGGCACCGAGGAGCGAGGCGGGAGGCGGGGUGGAGGCGGAGGCGGAGCGGGCAGGACCCCGCAAGCAGGACCCAGACCCGAGAGCCGGUCGGACCCUGAGGACGGCGACAAGGCGUGCGAUGAGGAGGAUGAUGGCAACCUCGCCUCCCCUCGCCUCUCCACGCCGCGCCUCCUCCCAGCGAGGCAGGAGCCGGGAGGCGAGGAGUCGACCAUGGACACGCCCCCGCUCUCCUCCAGCCCCUCCCCCAAACUCCAGGACUUCAAGUGCAACGUGUGCGGUUACGGUUACUAUGGCAACGACCCCGCCGACCUGGUGAAGCACUUUAGGAAGUAUCACCUCGGCCUGCACAACCGCACACGGCAGGACGCUGCCCUCGACACACACAUCCUGGCUCUCCACAACAUGGCGCCCCCACACACACCUCUAGACUUCCAGGCUGGACAAGGACCCAGGAACCAAGCCAAAGAGUCUGGCAAGAGCAGGUCGGAGCUCCACAAUCAGCAGCACAGGACUGUGAUGAUGAAUGGCACAUACGACGUCCAGGUGACGUUGGGCGGCACGCUAAUCGGGAUCGGCCGCAAGACCUCGGAUUGCCAAGGCAACACCAAGUACUUCCGCUGCAAAUUCUGCAACUUCACCUACAUGGGAAGCAAUUCCGUGGAACUGGAGCAACACUGCCUGUCCACGCAUCCCAAUAAAGUCAAAACCCCGCCGGCCACGCCCCUGCUGGCCAACGACAACCAGGGAAAGGGUAGGAGCCCGAUUUUAGAGGGGGCAGAGAGAGUGGCCGUUCGAGCGGAAGACGACUCCCUUGUCGGGUAUUCCAUCCCGAUCCGGGCGGAUUCGUCGGGGUGGCCGGCGGAGGGGCCGCGGGGGGCGUACUACUGGUGCAAGUUCUGCAGCUGGAGCUGCGAAUGGACGGGAGGGUCGGCCCAGCUGUUGGAGCACUACGAGCACCGACACAGGAUGAACGCGGGGAGCCCCAACGACUCCAACCCUGGAGACAGAGGAAGCAGAAGGGAUGGAGAGCUGUCCAAAAGUCGCAAGGAUCUUUUGUCCAGCACCAGCCAAGGCGAUCUCAACAGCGGCGACACGGAAGCGGUGGUCACGAGCUACAACUGUCAGCUGUGCGACUUUCGCUACUCCAUGGCCCACAGCGCCGACGUGAUCGUGGUGGCGCCGUUGCUGCUGCACUACCAGCACAACCACUCCAUCCACCGCUGCUGCAUCCAGCACUGCAUGUACUGUCCGCGGGGGCUCUGUCAGCCGCAGAAACACCUGGGCGAGGUGUCCCAUCCGUUUGCGUGCCGGAAGCCAACCUGUUCCAAAUGUUGCGCCAAGUUCCCUCUGUCCACUAAGCAGCAAGACACAGGCGGUUCCACCCCGCCUCAUCCCAGAAGCGACCCCAGUGUGACCUUUCACCCGUCUAAUCCUGUUGUCUCUCAAGGCUCAGGCGUCACCCACUUGUGCGACCAGUGUGCCUUCGCCACCGGCGACAUCGACGUGCUGCUCCAGCACUACGACAGCUGCCACAGCCUGAUCAACCUGAAGGGGGCGGCGCCGCACGUCAAGGCGGAGGGGGAGGCCGGACCUGACGGCAAGGACGAGGGCCGAGGUGGAGGCGAGAGGGAGUACUCGUGCACAAAGUGCCACUUCAUCACGGAGGUGGAGGAGGAGAUUUUCAGACACUACAGGCGUGUCCACUCGUGUUGCCGCUGCCGACACUGCGACUUCACAGCCCCCGACUCGUCGGCGCUCCUGGACCAUUUCAACACGGCCCACUGUCACGAAACCCCGCCUCCGCUGAGCUCAAUGGUGACACCGUCCCUGACAUUCUCGGCCAACGGCUGCUCGGCGCCCUCCACCUUAGCCAUAAAGGAGGAGAGCAAGGGGGAUCUUCGCCUGCUGUACUCCCUGGCGCCGCCCGAGGGACGCCUGGCUGAGGGGGGCCGGGAGGAGAUCAUAAAGAGUGAGGGCAGCGAGGAGAAGGAAAGAGAGCGGGAGAAAGGCUGGGUCCUGGGGGAGACGAGAGGCGGCGAGCAAGCCCACGGUCUCCUCUGGGUGCCUAAGGAGCGAAUGGGACCCGAAAGAGGGGCGGAAGGCGUGAGCCCCUCGCUUUUCCCCUCCCCUCUGUCAGUGUCGUUUAUUUCCGGCAACCACGAAGCCUCGCAGCAUAAACGAGGCGUGGCCUCGCCUAGCAUGGUCUACCUGGGAGAUACCAAGUCCUUUAUGGGAGACGCCAAGCUGUACGGAGGAGGGGGGCGGCCUGGAGGCGGAGCCACCACCACCGCUAUGGGAGGGGAGAAACUGAGCCAGAUACCGCCUCAGCAGCAAUACACAGGAGGAGGGAGUGGAAGUGGGGGAGGACAGGAGGUGAAAGCUGCUAAAGAGGAGUCCCAGUCGCUGUUACGGAGGCGUCGAGGCAGCGGAGUCUUUUGUGCCAACUGUCUGACCACCAAGACGUCGCUGUGGAGGAAGAACGCCAACGGGGGCUACGUCUGCAACGCCUGCGGAUUAUACCAGAAGCUGCACUCGACGCCCAGACCUCUCAACAUCAUCAAGCAGAACAACGGCGAGCAAAUAAUCCGACGGCGGACCCGAAAGCGCCUCAACCCCGACACGCUGCCGCCGGAAAACCCGGCACCCAAGCAGCAGCGCGUCUCCGGCGAGGAGCGCGUCAACGGCGACGAGUCGGGCGACAGGAGCUGCUCUUCGGUCAAAAGCCAGCAGCCGUCGCCUCGCUCUCGAUCGCCUCGCUCCACGCAGGCCUUCCUCGCCAACCAGACCCUGGAGAUCCACAGGCGCAUGCCGCCUCUGCUCCUACCCUCGCAUCCGCCCUCUUUGCUGGCAGCUGAGGGCAACGGGGGUGUCGGGGAGGGCGGCGUGCUGACCAAAAUGGAAGGGAAAGGGGGCGGCAGCUCGGAAAGAGGGAGCCCGAUCGAGAAGUACAUGCGACCAUCCAAACCCUCCAGUUACUCCCCUCCCGGAUCCCCCAUUGAGAAGUACCAGUACCCCCUCUUCUCCCUGCCCCUCCCUCUCACGCUCUCCCCAGACUUGACCCCCGAGUCCGACUGGCUCCGAUUCUGGACCAAGUACAAGAUGGCGGCCGCCUCCGGCCUGGGCACGGGAAGCCUGGCCAACAGCUACCUGGGCGCCAUGGUGACGCCGGUGCAGCAGCAGCAUCAACCGAGCUACCAGGUGCCUUACUGCGCCUCCCCUUACUCGCCGCUUCCUCCACCGCCGGCCCCCGCUCACUACCCAGCCCCGCCCCUUCAUCCCCAAACAUCCUCCUCGUUAGAGAGCGAUGCCCCCUUGGAUCUCGCCACAAGACAACGAGAUGCCGCAAACUGUGUGGAAAAGAGGAAGCAGGAGGAGAAGUCGAGGGGCAGCCGGAAAGGAGAGGGGGACAGCGAGGAGGAGACGGCGAGUUCGAGGACCACGGCGGACGUGGCGACACAAGACGAGCCGAGCAACCGCUGCCUCCACUGCGGCAUCUACUUCCUGGACGAGGUCAUGUACGCCCUACAUAUGAGUUGCCACGGCGACCAGGGGCCAUACCAGUGCAGCUUCUGCCUGCACGCCUGCGCCGACCGCUACGAUUUCACCACGCACAUCCAGCGAGGCCUACACAAGGACAGGAAGCCUCGGGACGACGAUGACGAGGUGACGCCGGAGGAAGGCGAUCGCAGCGAGAUGGACAUCGACGAGCGAGCUAAAGACUCUUCGGCCCAUGACGCCACGGACGCUAGCGAGGAGGCCGGCGACCAGCAGGAAGCAGCCGGCGUCUGUGGAGAAGUCACGGAUGCCGCCGCAGAAGUCCCGCCUGAAGCGGCGGACGAGGACACGGAGGCGCAUUAAUGCCUUCAUCGGACAGAUAAGCUGCAAGCUAGUGCGUGUCUGAAUGGAGAAACCCAAUCCCAAUGCUGGAAGCACUCAGAAUCGCCUCACGGGACCUCGCAACUGCUUGAACACUUCACAGCCCGGAAGACGCGGUCCACUUUUCUUUUUUUUACUAAUUCUUUCUUAAAGUCUGACUGUUUUUCUCUCUCGUCUCUCGGUACAACCAGAUUUAAUCUGGUCGCACGUUUUCUCUGCUGUGCCAAACCAAAUUGGACUGGUGGAAACCAGAAGCAUCAGCUGGACUCCAGCACCAAACCCACCUCCUCCUGGCCCCAAAUCCAAGACUACCGGUUCAGUGUGGAUGCGGCUUGCCUAUGAACACCAGUGGAAACUGGUUCCCAAUCGAGCCAGUAUAAACUGGCUCAAACCGGCCAGUAUAAACUGGUUUAAACCGGCUGGCUGCCUGAUGAAACCGGUGCAACCGUCCGGGUUAAAAAGAAAAAAACGCGUCUGGAUACCCGGGAUUGAAGCGUUCCCUAUCGGAACCAAGAGACUCCUUGUUUUGUAUUUCCCUCCGUGCCAUGAUACUCGCUGCGUGCCUGGCUGCCUGCCUGCCUGAUAGAACAUUCUAUUAACCUGCUUAACAUUUGUAUCCAACAAAAGAAGAAGAAUAUUGUAAUAGUACGACAACAUGCAAUUUCAUACACCUUUCUUAUAUCAUGUGUUCUUUUCUAAGAGGCUUUUUUCCAGGACUUACAAAAAGUAGUGUUACGUUACAGAAAUGGUACAGGAAAAAAAAAAGUGUGUGUGUGUUGUAUGAUUGUGUGUAAGGGUCAAAGGGCGCGUCCGUCCCCCCCCAUCGUGGAUGGAAACAUAAUGAAGGUUUGCUAUUUCAGUCCUCAGGGGUCACACGUGUUGCACACCAGCCUGCCUACUUUUUUUAUUUUUUUUAAUGUAGCUUCCAUCAUGUUCUCACUUCAUGUUGUCAUCCCGUAACUCGGCUCAGUUCGGUACUGAACCACGCGACUUGCUUAUUUAUCCGCCGCCUGUUGGAGAAGAGCUAUUUUUCUACUGUUUACAUUGAAAAGUCGUGACGUGGCUUGUUGGGUGGUUUUGUUGUUUUGUUUUUGAACCCUGCCUUGCUGCCUUAGUUGCUAGUGAACACAAAUCAGCAAAAGAAAUGAAGGAAAAAGCCUUAGAAUAUUUUUCUAUCCACGAAAGGUGUCCCGCCUAGUGCCUGCUAACGUUUUUGUCUGCUGAACGUGUUUGUGUCUUAAAGGUACGUCACGAUGUCAGACGUCGUAAUCAUCAGUCGUCAUUUACGAUGAACUACAGUCAUGGCUGGAAAUGACAUAAGUGGCGCCCCCUGUGGGUUGUGGUCAAAAUGCUUUGGAAGACAUGCUAGCACACGCGUGGCACGGCUAGUUUUAUCAUCAUGAGACCAAUGAUCAAUGACUUGCGGACAAUUAGUAGCUAAGUAAGUCAUGUUUUGCCUGAUGGCGGCCAUGUUUUUCCACCAAUCAUGCUCAAAUUUGACACACACGUGCUUGUCAGUCCCCUAAACGUGUGUACCAAAUUUCGUGGUGAUUGGGUUAAAGAUCCUAAACUUACAAUGACGGUUUUGUACAGCGGUGCGAGAAUUUUCAAGUCAAUCUGACCACCGUGUGGUGUAUUUAUCUGAAAAAUAAUAGCACAGGCAACACACGGGGGCCGCGCGUUUUGGCAAAUUUUCACCCUUUUGUGAGCAGCGGUUCCGGAGUAGAAGAGUUGGCUUACACCAGGGGUGUCCAAAGUGUGGCUCAGGGGGCCCGUUUGCGGCCCCCAGCUGUUUUUUUUAUUGGCCCGCGGCACAUGCCGAAAAUAUAAUUGUACAGGAAAACUUAAAGAAAAAACAACAGCAAAACAUGGGAAAAUCCUUCUACGAGAAUGAAGUGGAAAUAUUAGGAGACAAGAGAAAAAUAUGAUUUUAGUAUGAUAAAGUUGAAAUGUUGAUGUUAUGAAUUGGAGCCUAACUGGUUUGUGUGGAGGCCCUGCAGCAGAGGAGUUGACAGGAGUGUAGAGGAGACUAUAGGGGUGUUAUUCCAGGCUCCAGGGCUCUACUCAUGGUUUAUUAGAGCAUAGAUUCAGGAAGUCAUAAACAGGCUUCCUGUGCUCGAACUACGAAAAUAUUCGAUUUAUUGACAUGGACUCCUGUAUUGAUCCAAUUGGUGCAGUAAUUCAUUGAAGUCCAGGCGGUUCAAGUCCAACGAAAUGCUUAGAAACGGAGGUUGAUCGAGCCUUGGCCGUUGGUGCAAGUCAUACCUGCAGGGGUUCCCACUUCUGGAGGACUUGCUGCCUCCUCUGCAUAGAAGCAGUGUUGGGAACACACUACAGUGGUACACCACUGGUACUACUACAGUGGUACACUAGUGGUACUACUACAGUGGUACACUACAGUAGUGGUACUACUACAGUGGUACACUAGUGGUACUACUACAGUGGUACACUACUGGUACUACUACAGUGGUACAGUAGUGGUACUACUACAGUGGUACACUACUGGUACUACUACAGUGGUACACUACAGUAGUGGUACUACUACAGUGGUACACUACUGGUACUACUACAGUGGUACUACUACAGUGGUACACUAGUGGUACUACUACAGUGGGACAAUUAACAAUGGAUAUAUCUAUAUAUAUAUAUAUAUAUAUAUAUAUAUAUAUAUAUCCAAGUGGCCCUUGCAUCCUUUCAUUUUUCAGUAUGUGGCCCCCGCUGGGAAACGUUUGGACACCCCCGGUCCCCACAGACAAGCACACGGUGGUGUAAAAGGAGCUGCCGUGGAAGCAAGAUGGCGCCACUCAUGUCCUCACAAGGAAGCGGUCUUGCCGCCGACGAGAGUGACGUGAGUUUUGCAAAAGAGCUUUUGUUUCCUCGGCUAAAAAGCGCCCUGAAACUUGUUGUCGUGACAACCUGGUCGAAAAACACACUCAAAAAUCCUCUUGCAGGAAAUGCUUUUGUUUCCUUUCUGUACGUUUUUGUUGUUCUAAUGCGACGCUAAGGAAGGGAAUGUGUUCUGGAUGUUCUUCUCUGCAAUGAGAGAGAAACCAUGACAAGGAGAAAAGGCGCCCUGUUUGGAAUUCAUCUCACAUCAUUUUAUGAACGACUCAUCCUUCCUGUCUCGUGGCUGAGACGCUCAGCCCCCCCAGCCAAGGCCUGGUUGAUAGCAGAUCAGUGUCGCCCACAAAUGGACAGCGGGAAAUUUCCUGAUCAUUGGGACCGCCUCCACAGCUGGCCGGUGAGGAAGAGGAACUCGGCUUCACUUAGAAGAUGGCUUGGACCUCGCUAGGCCUCGGCCUUGUAGAGGAGAAUGUCCAGCACAGAGCGGGAAAAUAUUCCCUUCCUAACACCGCGUUCACUGAGAAAUUGCCAAAAUGUGCAAAAAGCCCGAUAUUGCAGUAAAAGAGUCUUGCUUGUGUGCUUUGAGCAAUUGUUUAGGGAAGUGAAGCUUUUCCGAAUAUUUUGUCGUCAUUUGAGUGCGUUGCUUUUGGUACAAAAUGCCACCAAAUCGUCGCUAGCCGACCUAGCUUCCACGUUUCAGCGCCGAGAUUUAACAAACAUGGCAGUUUUUGGUUCUCUCUUGCGGUUUCCCUCCCAAAAAGGCGUUUCUCAUGUAAACAAGCGGCCAAAACGACGUUUUUACUCAUUUUUGUCAAAACUAUGACUAACGUGCCCCAUGGGUUUGCCACCUCCGUCCCGUCGAAUGCGGUGGUCUUAAAAAAAUAGCUUCAUCCCAAAGGUUACGUUUAAUUUAGCAAAAAAAAUCACAUUCAAAGCGAAACGCCCGCAGUUGUACUCCCCACAUGUGUAGCUUCUUUAAGCUAACGUGUAGCUUCUCGUCUUUUGUUGUCGUUUCUCCGUCUGCUCAUCUCCUCGGGAGGCUGCUAGCGUCGCAAAUGGGAAUGUUUACGUUUGGCAAAUGUAGCAAAGAAAAGAAGUGGGGAGGGGGGGAGACGGGAGAAGUUCUCUGUCUGCUUUGACUCCUCCCACUUUCCUCUCGUUCGUAAAGUUAGCCUCGAAGCGGGAAGGAACCGUUUCCGACAUAAUUUACGUUGGAUUGGACGGGACUCGUGUCGACAGCGUUUCACGUUUACAUUUAAGGCCCUCGAGUGUUUGAUUUUUGCGUAGCCACGUCGCUGUCGCUCCGUUUCAUGGCAAAGGCACGACGCGAACGCAGCUAGCACGCGGCCAACGGUACGAACAUGGUUUUUUUGUUUGUUUGUUUUUUUGCGACGUCAAGAAAAAGGGAGCUCAACAGGCCAGUUGGUGCCACACACGCACGGGCAAAAUGUACAUUUAAUCCAUUUUUACUAGAAGUUUUGUCUCCUAUUCUUUUUAUUUUAAUAGAAACAGGAUUGUGUUAUUUGUUGUUUGUCUUUUUUCAGAUUAUUUUUCUGUCAUGUCUUAUUUUAUUCUGUUACCAUUCUGUAUGCUAUUGUUAGGUUUGCAAAAAAUGGUAUUUCAAUUAUGUAUUUUUUUUUUUUGGACCGCCAAGAAAAAGUUUGUUACACAGCUAAACUUGAAAAAAUAAUAUUGAUAAUAAUUAAUAAAAGUAACAAAUAUA
This is a messenger RNA of Dunckerocampus dactyliophorus (ringed pipefish), 9596 nucleotides long. RefSeq names its product trichorhinophalangeal syndrome I (gene trps1). The record is from RefSeq and is a predicted model, not a curated record. Gene Ontology annotation, biological process: regulation of transcription by RNA polymerase II. Gene Ontology annotation, molecular function: RNA polymerase II transcription regulatory region sequence-specific DNA binding; DNA-binding transcription factor activity; zinc ion binding. Gene Ontology annotation, cellular component: nucleus. Bases 890 to 5011 code for a protein of 1373 amino acids. Lineage: Eukaryota; Metazoa; Chordata; Actinopteri; Syngnathiformes; Syngnathidae. The transcript has 11 exons.